UCUUCAUCAAAUAAUUGAAGGUAUCUCGCACUAAAGGGGUGGUUUUCGGAAUCAGUAAAUCUGUUAUCCCUGGAAAAAAAGUCACGGAAUGAAAACAAAUUUGGGAGUAUAAAUUGAGAUCAAUAUUAUAUUUUGUUAUUGAUACUUGAUAUUAGAUCUUUGAGGAAAGAAGAAUCAACAUGAAGCUAACUUUAAUCCUUCUUAUUGUGGCCACUGUGGUUGUUGUGGCAUGCAAUGCAAAACCUCACAGAAAGAGAAAUAGCCGUGAUGAACCCAGCAAGGAAGAAUCUGGUUCUGAAAAAUCCACUGAUGACCCAGAAUGCAAGGGAGCUUCUGGUGAGAGUGAAAAUAAUUCAGAAAAUGAUGAGACAAGGGGAAGUAAUGAAGGUAAUAGUGAAAGUACUGGAGAUGGGGAAGGUUCUUCCAGUAGUGGAUGGACAGAAUCAAGUAGUGAAAUUGGCAUCGAGGUAUCGAGUUCUGGAGAAGAUAAAACAACUAGUAGUCCUGGUUCUUCAAAAUAGAGGCAGUCAUGCGAGUUGUUUAUGCUCUAAUAUUAAAGUUAUGUAUAAUCAUAUCAAAAAAGAAUUAAAGUUGUUAUAUAAUACUUAAGAAUA
Molecule: messenger RNA, 614 nt
Organism: Parasteatoda tepidariorum (common house spider)
Lineage: Eukaryota; Metazoa; Arthropoda; Arachnida; Araneae; Theridiidae
Source: RefSeq, a predicted model, not a curated record